GGUGCGAUUUUGCCACCCACACACAUACUCUAGCAUUAUAUUUCUGUUAUAUCCGUAUCACAAAAGAGCCGCGGAACCUUUCGUGGCGGUCCGAUGACCGUUGCGCGUAAACAUUUGUGUCUGGUUUUUUUAUUUAUAUCUUUAAUGUGAAUUAAGUAUUUUUUCAAUGAAAGUGUAUGAAUGGAAAAGGCCGGUUAAUAUUCAGUGAAUAUUAAAUAAUCGGACUUUGAAUAAAUAAAAAAGAAAAUUUUUAAACUUACGAGAUAGUUUAACGAGUAUUAAUACGUAUUUCUACAGUAGCCGCGACCUUUCGGCUGAGUACACGUAGAAAGAACUACUUUUUUCUCAAGAGAGAGCAAUGCAUUCUUAAUUGUGUAUGCUUUAGUUCAAGAAAUUCUAGCAAACUUUAGUAAACCGUGAUAUUUUCCAUAAGAAAAUGGGUUUAGUUUACAUAAUAUUAAGUGCUUUGCUGAUGCAUUGUGCAGCAGCAUCAUCUUUGGCAGCUCCACCAGAUUCAGCAGUAGUUAUUGCAUUUGAGGAUGUGUAUGACUUGUCUUUGCUUGCUUAUACAAUAUCUGAUCUUGGAGUUCAGACUACAUUUGUUGUUCCAUCAGAUGAGAAUAACUUUUACGAACGAUUGAAUGAAACUGAAGAAGUGAUUAAGGUUGAUGCUAGUCAUGUUAAGUCUACUGAUACUAAGGAUGUUAGAGCUUUGAAGCUUUGCGAAAGUUUUAUCUCUCAUCGAGAAACACAGAAGCAGAUUCAUAGGUUUGAACCUACAUUUGUUAUUUUCCCAGGAGUCAGACAUGAUGCAUGCUUGUUACCAUGGGCAUCCUCUAUAAAUUCUAUUCCUGUUAUCUGGGCUCGAGGCCAUGAUGAAGAGCUAUAUGUGUUUAUAAAAACUGGAAUGGCACUGCCAGUUCAUCAGUCAGGACUUAUACAAGGCAUUUUUGAGAAUGUUAAUCUGAAGUUUAACUUAUGGUCUAUAGAUAGAAAUUAUAUUGGUCCAACUCAGCAAAUGAUGAAAGAAAAGAUGCCACAAGGUGAUGCUCCUUUGAAUAACUUGUAUUCUUCUGUUCAAUUAGUACUGUGGGGUGCAGAUCCAGUUUUGAGAAUGAACUCAGCUCCACUUACCCAAUUGAUACCAGAGAUUGGAUGUCAUCAUUGUCGUGGCAAUCAACCUCUGCCUUCUGAACUCCAGAAAGAUCUGGUUCAAUUUAAAACUGGUACAGUUAUUGUACUUUUAGAUAAGGAUCAUGGACCAAUGAUUCUAGCUGUUGCAAAGAAAUUAUAUGACAGUGCUACCGUACAAACCCCAGUGUCAAACAGCUUAGCUGUAAUAUGGAAGAAUAAACAAGCAAGAAUGUCUGACAAGCCAAACAACCUUUUUAUUCAUAAAGAUGUUGACAGACAAGAUCUUAUAGGCUACUCCAGAGCUCGUUUAGUAUUAGCCCAUUGCACUGAUUCUGAAUUCUUGGAAAGUGCGUUCCACGGUACCCCAAUAAUCUGUUUUCCGCGUACACUAGACGAGUGGCGUAAUUCCCGCCGAGCUGCCGAUUUAGGUUUUGGUCACACCGAGAAAAUCGAUUCAAUGUCAGAUACUGUGGUUGAGAUCGUCAUGGAAAUGCACGAAAAUACCAAAUAUCGAGAAAAUGCCAGGAUUGUUUCUCAAGCGAUUCGUGAUAGAUCAAAUCACGCGAUGGAUAGGCUCAUUUAUUGGCUACGUUACACCGAGAGACAUAAGGGUGAGGGUAAAAAUCUACUGGUGCCAAAGAAAGUGUCGACAUAUGAUGAGAUUAUACAGUGGGUUAUUGGUUUUCUUUUUGGUGUACUUUUCUCUGUCAUGGCCACAGUGCUCUUCUUUUUCUUACAACAGGUCAAUGAGAACAAGAUUAAAGAACAAAGGAAGAAACACCAUAGAAAAUAAUGUGAUAUUAUAACGAAUUUUGUUAUGAUCUAAAAUUUUUUUCCACAUGAUUUCAAGUUCAAUUAUAUUAAAUUCUUUUUUCAUUAUGAAUUUCCACGAUUUAGUGUAUAAAUAAAAAAAUUUGCUAUUUCGUAAGAGACUGAUAUAUAUAUGCACUAGAUUUUUUUUUAACAUACAUAUGCAUACUUUUAAUGUUCAUUCAUGUGCUUGCAUUCACAACAAUGAGGCAAUUAAUGUAAGUGAAAACAAAUAUCAGGUUCUUAAUUUUUUACUUUUCUACAUUUUUUGUAACAUGUUAAUAUUUUGAAAAUAAAUACAAAUUCAUGUAUUAAAUAAUGAAUGAGCUUGAAUCCUGCAUUUAAACACUAAAAAUUUCAUUGAAUUGACUAAACAAAUCAGCGUUUUCUUUUAAGUUUUGAUGCUUAUAUUCAUUAAUCUAAUAAG
Phymastichus coffea is the source of this 2371-nucleotide messenger RNA. Its product is annotated as UDP-glucuronosyltransferase 1A8-like. NCBI's taxonomy places the organism in Eukaryota, Metazoa, Arthropoda, Insecta, Hymenoptera, Eulophidae. Gene Ontology annotation, molecular function: UDP-glycosyltransferase activity. The transcript has 4 exons. The record is from RefSeq and is a predicted model, not a curated record. The coding region runs from base 437 to 1927 and encodes 496 amino acids.